Blepharisma stoltei is the source of this 351-nucleotide messenger RNA. The record is from the annotation of a GenBank genome assembly. NCBI's taxonomy places the organism in Eukaryota, Ciliophora, Heterotrichea, Heterotrichida, Blepharismidae.
AUGGUAAAUAAAGCGUCAGAUAACCUAGACGGAUAUGUAAGUACAUUAGAUUCAAACGAAGACUUUGAUUUUAACCUUCUCCCUAGAAAUGAUCUGAAUUAUCAUUUUCACGAUGAUACAAACUUCAAUAGGCACUCGUCUAAUUUUUCAGAUAAAGGUGUAAAGUCAUCGUCUUAUCCAAGUUCUCAUAGAAGAAGCUCAUCGUUUGAAAGCGUUCUUGGGCAUUGUCUUAGAAACGCGACAUGUAUAACUUCUCUAAACCCAAGGUUCGCUGUAAAACUAGACAGUGUUCCUAUUCAAGAAUUAAUUGCUUCUGGAAUCUUUGAGAGUUCAGAAAGAUUUUUUAAGUAA